UGGCUGAGCUGGGGCCCGCGGGGCGGCCGGCUCGCCUUCCGCCUCGAGGUGCGCACCGCCGGCUACGUGGGCUUCGGCUUCUCGCCCACCGGGGCCAUGGCCGCGGCCGACAUCGUCGUGGGCGGGGUGGCCCACGGCCGGCCCUACCUGCAGGAUUAUUUUACAAAUGCAAACAGAGAGUUGAAAAAAGACUCUCAGCAAGAUUACCACCUAGAAUAUGCCAUGGAAAAUAGUACACACACAGUCAUUGAAUUUACCAGAGAGCUGCACACGUGUGACGAGAACGACAGGACUCUAACGGAGAGCACCAUGAGGGUGAUCUGGGCCUACCACCACGAAGACGUGGGAGAAGCUGGUCCCAAGUACCACGACUCCAACCGUGGCACCAAGAGUCUGCGGUUAUUGAAUCCUGAGAAACCCGAUGUGUUGUCUGCAACCACUCCAUACUUUGACCUGGUAAACCAGGACGUCCCCAUCCCAAACAAAGGUACGACAUAUUGGUGCCAAAUGUUUAAGAUUCCUGUGUUCCAGGAAAAGCAUCACGUCGUAAAGGUUGAGCCAGUGAUACAGAGAGGCCACGAGAGUCUGGUCCAUCACAUCUUGCUCUAUCAGUGCGGCAGCAGCUUUAACGACAGCGUUCUGGACUACGGCCACGAGUGCUACCACCCUAACAUGCCCGAUGCGUUCCUCACCUGCGAGACCGUCAUUUUCGCCUGGGCCAUUGGUGGAGAGGGUUUUUCCUAUCCACCUCAUGUUGGAUUAUCCCUCGGCACUCCGUUAGAUCCUCACUAUGUGCUCCUGGAAGUCCAUUAUGACAACCCGACAUAUAAGGAAGGCUUAAUCGAUAAUUCUGGACUGAGGUUAUUUCACACGACAGAUAUAAGGAAGUACGAUGCCGGAGUGAUUGAGGCUGGCCUCUGGGUGAGCCUCUUCCAUACCAUCCCUCCAGGGAUGCCCGAAUUCCGGUCCGAGGGUCACUGCACCCUGGAAUGCCUGGACGAGGCUCUGGAAGCCGAAAAGCCGAGUGGAAUCCAUGUGUUUGCUGUCCUUCUGCAUGCUCACCUGGCGGGCAGAGGCAUCAGGCUGCGUCAUUUUCGCAAAGGGGAGGAAAUGAGAUUACUCGCUUAUGAUGACGAUUUUGACUUCAAUUUCCAGGAGUUUCAGUAUCUAAAGGAAGAACAAACAAUCUUACCAGGAGAUAAUCUAAUUACUGAGUGUCGCUACAACACAAAAGAUAGAGGCCGGAUGACGUGGGGAGGACUAAGCACCAGGAAUGAAAUGUGUCUCUCAUACCUUCUCUAUUACCCAAGAAUUAAUCUUACUCGAUGUGCAAGUAUUCCAGACAUUAUGGAACAACUUCAGUUCAUUGGUGUUAAGGAGAUCUACAGGCCAGUCACGACCUGGCCUUUCAUUAUCAAAAGCCCUAAGCAGUAUAAAAAUCUUUCUUUCAUGGAUGCAAUGAAUAAGUUUAAAUGGACUAAGGAGGAAGGUCUCUCCUUCAAUAAGCUUGUCCUUAGCCUGCCCGUGAAUGUGAGAUGCUCCAAGACAGACAACGCAGAGUGGUCGAUUCAAGGGAUGACAGCGUUACCUCCAGACAUAGCAAGACCCUAUAAAGCCGAGCCUCUGGUGUGUGGCACCUCUCCCUCCUCUUCGCUGCACAGAGAUGUCCCUCGCACGCUCCUCGUGGCCUUGAUGGUGCUCGGCAGCACACCAGGCAGCUGGCACCUGUGGUCGUAAUUCUGUUGCGCUGGUGACGACGUUUCUGUGAUCCGAACCUGUCACUUAACGCGCAGGUGGAAGACACUUGGGUCACGAAGAGAGAGUGUGAAGAGCUUGCUUCCUUUCACACAUUCCAGUCCUCCCCGCCUCCUCCUCCCCAGGCUCCCUGAGGGGUGUCCAUCGGCUUCUCCUUUUCCUCAGAAAUGUCUGAUACGAUGUGUCGAUGGCCCGUAAAGCAAACUGGCCUGACGUCGUAUAACCUUUUU
Ceratotherium simum simum (southern white rhinoceros) is the source of this 1985-nucleotide messenger RNA. It is a transcript of the gene MOXD1, whose product is annotated as monooxygenase DBH like 1. Gene Ontology annotation, cellular component: secretory granule membrane. NCBI's taxonomy places the organism in Eukaryota, Metazoa, Chordata, Mammalia, Perissodactyla, Rhinocerotidae. The record is from RefSeq and is a predicted model, not a curated record. Gene Ontology annotation, biological process: dopamine catabolic process; norepinephrine biosynthetic process; octopamine biosynthetic process. Gene Ontology annotation, molecular function: dopamine beta-monooxygenase activity; copper ion binding.